CCUAGGUUCUAAGGAAUGCGUCAAAUAUCGUUCUCAACUGUCACUUAAAGCCGCGCCUCGUUCUCAUUUAGAAAACACUCGGCGCCGACAGCCAGCGACACGCAGUCUGUGUUUUGGAGCAAACUCAACGGGACUGAAUUCGCCAAGUUUGAACUCAGAAAGACUUGAAAUCAGCACUGGUAACUACUAGGUAACACUUUGAUAUCAAAUCAGGUGGAUCGUGUUGCGCAACUUGACUUCCAGAGAAGUUGGCGAAAAAUUUGGAUAUCUGCUAGAGAGUCAACUAAAGGCAAAGACAAACUUGGCCAGCGCUUUUGUUAAAAGAAGAAAACAAGAAGGAAAGAUGUGAUUGGUGGUUGAUAUCCGCCGGCAAGUAACAAUCUAUCCAAUAGUGAGCAUUGACCAUGUAUGCUGUAGGACAACACGUUACAUCAUUGGCGCGGACCGAGGCACUGGCGCGGGAACAAGGCAAUCAUCAUAUGAGGGAGGACGACGAACUGGUGUACUACCCGCCACUGAAAUACAACAACUUUGAGGCGAGAGCAGGGCUGAACCAACAAGUGUAUUCUGGAAACGUGAACCCAAACAAGACAGGGUUUGAUUACAACUACAUGGAACAUAAUGGCAACGCUGGAAUCUCCUCACCGAAUGGUGUUAAUUUUUCGAGCUGUAACACGCAAAGUGGCCAACAAAUCAACAUGAAUGACAACCAGUGCGUUAGUCCUUUUACACAGGGUGAAACUAAUUGUUACAUUCAAGCAACCAUGCAAAAGUGUCCACCAAAUGCCAGGACAGAUCCUAUCGCAGGACUAGCACAGUUAGCCGAGAAGGCAAGCUUUACAAGCGAAUUAGUUGAUAGUGGUGACACGCGGUCUGCGAACCACUCACGCAAUGGACUACCUCGUAUAGAUCAACAAGACAGGACUUUUACUUUUCCAAACUCGCCAAACUUACGGAAUUCGCUAAUCGAGACAGAACGUCAGCCUUUCGAGUAUCGAAAAGAACAUUAUCAGCCUCCUUAUUUGAGCGAUUCGCUCUGCAAAAGUCGAAGCGUUGCUGGAUAUCCUGUUCCUGGCUCCACUCUGACUGACUUGCAGUCUAGACACAUUGCUAGACACCAAGAAAGACGGAGAUCUUACGAAGUAUAUCCAGAGCAAGACCCCGAACGAAUAAUACAGUCACCUGAGUGUUAUCCCUACAACGACCACGAAAGCAACGCUUUUAUUAAAUCCUGCUCGUUCGAUCAAUACCAAGCAUUGAGCAAGGACAAAUCUGGGAUUAUUCCCAACGUUACUGUCUUCAACACUGACCCACAAACAAAAUCAGCACGCUUUUUCGCGCCCGUUAAGUCAAGAUCUGAGGAGAUUCUGAAGAAAACACUCUCAAGAUUUGGGAAAAUCCUUUCGCCAACUGAUAGCGGGGAAAAGAGGACGGAAUUCGAUGAUAAAUGGCCAAACCUCACUGAAAAUAAGAAGGAAAAACGAGGUAAUACCUCAAGUUCGAAAAGGUCAAGUUGUGUGGAAUCUGAAGAUGGACUGUGCUCUUGUAAGUGGAUAGGAUGCGAAGCUAUUUACUCGGAGCAAGAUGACUUGGUUCGACACAUCGAGAAAGUCCACAUCGAUCAAAGGAAGGCUGAUGAUUUAUACAUAUGUUAUUGGGAGAACUGUUCUCGUCAAACCAAGCCCUUUAACGCUCGCUACAAGCUGGUUAUUCAUAUGCGAGUACAUUCAGGCGAGAAGCCAAAUAAGUGUACGCACCCAGGAUGUAAUAAAGCAUUCUCAAGACUAGAGAAUCUUAAAAUACACAUGCGAUCACACACUGGAGAAAAACCCUACAUCUGUCAGUUUCCUGCAUGUCCRAAAGCCUUUUCAAACUCGUCGGAUCGAGCAAAGCACCAGCGCACUCACCUGGAUACMAAACCAUAUGCAUGUCAAGUUCCUGGAUGUCCAAAGAGGUAUACAGACCCGAGCUCCUUGAGGAAGCACUUCAAGCAACAUGCUAGUGGCAAAGUCCCUAAUAAUAAUGGACCAAAGAAUAAGCAAARAAUUAGAGGAGCCAAGACUUCAAAGAGAGAGCUCUUAGGAGAAGGUGUUACAAGACCCCUUGUUGAUCUAGGCGUACCUGAUGAAUACAUCAAGCAACAGCACACGCUAGAAGCACUUCGAAAAAGUACMGAGGGAAUGAUAGGAUCCUUAGAAAAUAACAACUAUGCUCCUAUGCCUCAAGACAUGCAGAACUCCUGGAACACACAGGAAGGAAUGUAUCCAUUUACGACCCCCCAACCACCUGUCGCCAGGGCAACCACGCCCACAAUUGGGGAACCACAAGAACAUUACUAUACUCAAGUACUUAGUAAUAUGGAGAUUCCAACYUUUGAAGACACUUUAAAACCUCUAUCAUCAGCAUGAUUUUAUUAAGAUUAUUAAACUAAUAUUAGUUUAUUAGUAAUAAUCUAGGGUUUGUUUACGAAGYACAGCAGAUGCACAGUCAGACCUUUGUACAUUCAAAAAAGAAUAUUUUUAAUCUUAGUGUGUAUAAUUGGUACAUGUUGUGUGAAUUUGAAGCUUGCRAAAUUAUCACUGAAUCUUAUACAGGAUUUCUUUAGAAGUUUCCAAUAUAAAACCUAAUUUUCAUUUAAUACAAUUUUCAAAGAGUGAUUAGUCUGACAAUCGAGUAAUUAUAUUAGUUAAUUAUCAAAUAAUCGGUUUUAACCUUACCUAGUUUUUAGGAUGACCUAUGUAAAAAGUAACUGACUUAAUAAAUUGCCAUAAUCUCGUAAUUAACGUCAUCAAUAUAUAUUUCCUUAUCUCUAAUAUUAUUGUUAUAUGUAUAUAUAAGAAUUAAAAUACUCAAUCUAUAUAUAAUACACUGCCUUGCUCCAAUGAUGAAAUAACGUGUGAAUAAUUGCAAUAAAUACUGAAUAACCUGUAUAUCUAGUCCUGUUGCUCAUUGUUUUUUCUGAUUAAGAUAAUACUUGCACAAAUUAACCAUAUUAAACAUAUAGAUCUGAAUAUCUUGAAUAUCUUUAGCUAAAAUCCUGAAUGCUAAGGUUGGCUACAGAACUGUAGGCUGUUAUUUUACACAUCAUAUAAAAUCCUUACAAAUGCACUUUCAAACCUUGAUGCUGCCAUAAAAUACUGCUCUAUAAUAUCUGGAAGUCUACUUCACAACCAUUGCAUCUUACAUUAUUUAUUUAUUGGGUGUAUUCUGCAAGCUAUCUUUGUAAAGUUGCUUAAUGAUAAUUUCUAGUAAUCCACUUUGCUUCAUUCUCAUUGUAUAUGAAACCACUUUGGAUUGGAACUUUUUAGAUUUUAUGACAUUCUUAUGUCUGCAACCCAAACGACUAUUUCAAUUAAAUAGAAGCCAAAACCCUGACAACGUCUUAGUGCACAGAAACAUGAAAACAUUUAUGGGUUUUUAUAUAAUUACAAGUAGACAUUUAUUUUAGUUUAUAUUAAUUGCCUCUUCAAAUAAGACAAUCAACUGUAUUAUGUUACUUUAUGGAAAAACUUUAAACUUGAAAUGUAAGUUUAUAAUAUGUAUUCAGCUGGACGUUCUGUUAGUGAUAAACAUAACACACCAAGGCACUCACAGAGAAAAUAUUUCUUGUAUAAGACAAGAAACGUUGAGAAAGCUGAGCAAACGUUUURCUAUAUAAAUAAUAUUAUCUUACCAUACCACAGGCUCGAGACUUAUUUCUAUUCGCGUAUCCUAGCUUUUGCUAUUUCUUUAUUACGUUAUCUAGCUUGAAUGAGGGUCCUUCUUCUAGCUUAAAGCUUAUAAGCUAAUAAAUGUACCCAAAGACACGCGAUAGUAAUAUAAGCAAAAAAAAGUUGUUAAACUUUGAGGCGAAAUGAGAGAAAGAAUUCGCGCAAUAAAWGUGUGGACUCUGUGUCA
Messenger RNA from Actinia tenebrosa (Australian red waratah sea anemone), 3897 nucleotides. RefSeq lists its product as uncharacterized. Gene Ontology annotation, molecular function: RNA polymerase II cis-regulatory region sequence-specific DNA binding; DNA-binding transcription factor activity, RNA polymerase II-specific. Lineage: Eukaryota; Metazoa; Cnidaria; Anthozoa; Actiniaria; Actiniidae. Gene Ontology annotation, cellular component: nucleus. Gene Ontology annotation, biological process: regulation of transcription by RNA polymerase II. The record is from RefSeq and is a predicted model, not a curated record.